Molecule: messenger RNA, 2327 nt
Organism: Erpetoichthys calabaricus (reedfish)
Lineage: Eukaryota; Metazoa; Chordata; Cladistia; Polypteriformes; Polypteridae
Exons: 13
Coding region: 183-2312 (709 amino acids)
Source: RefSeq, a predicted model, not a curated record
AAUGUAUCUGACAGCAUUUUUGUUCAGAGACUCAAACCAGCUAACACUUCUUUUAUGGGCUCCUGAAUUCAGCUGUCUUUAAACUGUGCACUUGUUUAUCAGCUUGUUUAAGUUGUCUCAGCCUAGCAUUUUACUGGAAACUGAAAUCUGAUUUCUGCAGUUUUGGGCCCUGUUAAAGAAAGAUGAACAUUGCCAUGAAUGUUCUCCUGGAUUCCUUACUGGCAGCACCAAGAGGAAAUUGGUUGUUUAUAACUGGAACCAUCAGCUCAUCUGAGGCUGUGGGAAAAUCCAUGCUGCUCCUGCUACUUGCCUUGUCUAUACUGAACAGCAGUCAGGCUACUGAUUUCAAGUACAUGGGAUCUUCCUUGAGCCUGGAGAUUCCUACAGGGAAAGCCAUACCAGAGCUGAUUGUGUACUACAGAAGCUUAGCAUUGUCCCCUUGUCCCCCAGUGACCCAAGGGAUGUGUCAAGUGUUAAACUGCACGUCUGUGGCUCAGCAGAGUAGCACUAAAUACUCAGGCUGGUGUCUUAACCAGGGGCAAGCUGUGAUUCCUAUGAGCAACUCUUCAACACUGCAGAUCAGACCCACUGGGUGCUGCUGGUUACCGGCUGAUGGUCUCAAGUUUAGUCUGCCAAUGAGUGUGGAAUUGGGCAUAAGAUCGGAUACACAAAAUCCAAACCGCCUUCCUCAAGCUGGCAUUUCACAGCCUAUCAGGGUACCUCAAAACUGCCUCACUGUUUACAACCUAAAUGUAUUUGAUCCAGAUAAGGACAUGGUGAGAUGUCGCUUUGGGAAUCAGAAUGAGGGAGAGUGCACCAACUGUUCCCAGUAUUCAUUCCUGCAGCUGGAUGAGGUGAAUUGUGUUCUGAAUUACACUGGAAGUGAAUAUAAAGGAAUAUACAUAGUGGAGCUCAUUAUUGAAGACUUUCCAGUAGUGGAUAUAGUCCUUUCUAGUAACUAUGGCAACCGGACCAUUCCAGCUUAUUCCCCAUCUUUUGGAACUUCAGCAAGGUUGAGUGCCACUCCAUUGCAAUUCACCAUAACAGUGGAUGAAGCUGCCCUGGAGUGUAACCCUGGAAUGAUUCGGCCUACCUUUGUUGCUCCCACCCCAUCUAGCAUGCACAUUUUUCCAUUAAUGCCAUAUGAAGAAGUAUCAUUUACAAUCAGCGCUGUGACCUCCCAAACCAGAAUCUCAAAUUUCACCAUUCUGGGGCCUCCUGGACUACAGAAUUCCUUGCUGUGGUUUGAUAAGAGACAAGAUUUCGAUGUAACAUCUGCCAAUGUGUCCUGGACAAGAAUCACAGUCUAUCAGCCCAUCUAUAUUUCAGUGUGCUUUUCUGCCACCAUUGACAGGUUUCAGUUGGUACCAAGGUGCAUAUGGAUCCAGCAAAUACCAUCUGGGGCCCCCCCUCCUGGAUCAGCAAUACAGUGCCUGGAGACAGAAAUGAAGUUCAUAUUGGCUCGGACCACACUCCCAAACAUCCACGAGCAUGACCUGCAGCUCAAUGACCCAUCAUGCAGCAUCAUUGGCAAUGCAACUCACUUCCUGCUGGAUAUACCACUGUUAGGUUGUGGGACAAAGAUCCAGGUGGAAGAUGCAUACUUUGUUUUCAUCAACACUCUCAUGACGCGGACACUGUAUGGAGUAAUAACACGUCUUCCAACAUUACGUUUACCGAUUGCAUGCCAUUAUCAAUCAAUGGGUAAUGUUGGAAACAAUAUGAAUGUGUCCACGUUCAUCUCUGACAAGGCUUUUGGUAACUUCAGUAUUCAUGUUGAGUUUAAGCAUUCCAGCCUGAGUCGUUCCAGCACUGGCCUAAUCCAGUCUCCCUUAAGGGUGGCAAGUAAUGAAAUUCUCUACUUAUACGUCUUUGCCAACACACCAGUUCCUAAAGUGGAUCUUAUAGUGCAGUCGUGCUGGACUUCUGAAGUGAACAAUGCCACUACAGGCAACACCUUCAUAAAACAAGGGUGUGUACAAGAAGGUAUUGUGCAGCUUGUAAGUGAUGAGUCCUUGGAGAAAAUAUACAAGAUCAACUUGGGAGCAAUUUUGAAUUUGGUUUCAGAGGUUUAUGUCCAAUGCAUUGUGCAGCUGUGCCUCAACAUUGACUCCACUAUGAAUUGCUCCUCAGGAUGCCUUUCCAAUAAUACGGUGCAGUUCAACCCCAUGUCCAGAGAGUAUCAUGUGAGCUCAGGACUAAUUAGCCUAAUACAGUCCAGUACCAUUGGAGCUACAACAACCUUGCUUUCCUCACCACCCACUCAGCGCCAACUAGGUACCUGUAUGUUCUGUUAUGUCAGAAACUUGUAACUUAUAAAUUUUUAA